GGUGUUUUUAAUUUGUUCUUCGGUGCCUGUCAGCAAGGAUCGCAUGUUUAUAACUUUAGGUUGUUCAAGAGUUUCUCCAUGAACAACCUAAAUGAUCCUCCACAAUGGAAUAUUAGACCAGAUCCAGGUCCAGAUGAUAGUGGUAGAUGGAAUUACGCCCUGCUGGUGCCCAUGAUUGGGCUUGCAGCAUUUCGUUGGAUAUGGACUCGAGAAUCAGAGAAACAGAUCCAAGAUGCGAAAGCCAAGUAUGAUAGCGACAUGGCAGCUAUCACCAGACAGUUGGAGAUGAAGUACAGGGACACCCUGACGGAAAACCGUCGGACGGCGGCGCAUCUGGAGUUGGAGCUUGAGAAGGAACGCCACCGCGUGGAGGGCUACAGGAAAGCACUGAUCUCUCAAAGUCAGCAGGUCAUGGAAGAACGAAAGCAGCUUCAGGAGGAACGGCAGCAGUUGGAGCAGGAGAAAAAUCAGCUGCUGGAGUCCGGUGUGGCCGGGGCAGCGUUGCGAACGGCCUUGCACAGAGAAAAAGAGUGGCAGCGAAAGGCUCAAGCUUUGCUGCGGGAACUGGAAAUACAAUUAGUGGAAAGGCAGGACGCUUUCUGCAGCAUCUUUUUGCCACGGGAACAUCGUCUGGAGAUGGAGAAGAACCUGCUGGUGAAAGUGGCAACAGACCCUGUGGGUGCCGAGCUGAAUUUAGAAGAUGAUCUCAGGGACAUUUUUAAGAAGGACACACACUGUGCAUAUUUGUUAAACACGGAUAAACAUAAAAAUGGAAAUUUGAUGUGGUUGUAUCUCAGGUACUGGCAACUGCAGGUCACCCUGCAGAAACACAGGAGAGCGGAGGAGGCGCUUAAAGGAGCUCCAACAAACUUGGGCAAAUUCUUUGACAAUCAUUUCAGAAAAUGAACACUUCUAUUUUGGUCACACAAAAAAAACUUAUCUUUAUGCUUCUUUUAUUUGUUUGGAUCACAGUUCUUACAACCCUACACAUUGGCUACAUUAUAGAUGAAUAAAAAUGAAUUGUUUAUGGAGUUGUUAGUUCAACGUAAGCCAUUAUGUACCACACAUUAUUGAAGAUGUAAACAUAAUUAUUCGCUGUUACUGGCAUGUGCAAUAAAUACUUAUCUGAAAUAAAAAAGAAAUUACAUUUUAAAUAAAUCAAAA
This is a messenger RNA of Paramisgurnus dabryanus, 1164 nucleotides long. It is a transcript of the gene ccdc127a, whose product is annotated as coiled-coil domain containing 127a. NCBI's taxonomy places the organism in Eukaryota, Metazoa, Chordata, Actinopteri, Cypriniformes, Cobitidae. The record is from RefSeq and is a predicted model, not a curated record.